ACAGAAAGCGAUUAAAACUAAUUAUACAUACAUGGGAAAAAUCCAAUCUGAUAACAGUGACAAGUUCUAAAAGCCAUUGUUAUGUUACCAGAACAACAAUAGAUAAACAUAACAGUGCCGUUAUCUUGUGUUUGAUCUCAUCGAGAUCCUUAUGUCCCUUAUGGCCUGGAAGUGGCUGAAGACUCUGAAGGGUAUAAUUUACUGCAACAGGACUUCUUGUCCCGCACGAAACUUUAGGGAAAGAAAAUUAUAAUUACAUAAAAUAAUGUACGACACAUUUACUGGGAUUUACUGCCAAGGUUGAAGUUAGAGCAAAGAGUCAGAAAGUAACUCACCCGUUUCAGACAGUUGAGUCAUGGUCCUUAUAAUGUUAUAAGACAAUGCAGCAAUAUCAGUAAUUAGUUUCCAGAAGGAACAAUAAUUCUUUCAUGACGCUCCGCCCUAUCACACUCCCCCCGCCCCCCCGCCGUGUCCCCUCUGUCCAUCUAACCCCCUCUCUCUCCAGCCCUCAUCCACAUCAACCGAGAACAGACGACAGUGAAAAGGCAUAUAAUGUGCACGUACCGGAUUUCAUUGCCCAAGUCCAAGUCCUAGAUUCUAUAAGACCACGAGCACAGCUCCAGAAGUAAGGACCCAGUCGGCUACUGGCCGAGUCAGGUAUCAAUCAUGGACCCAAUUAUGCUAAUAAAGUCAAUACAAAAAGCCAUUAUUAAAGACACAAUUGGCAACUGUUUCAUCUUUAUUCGAGUCUUCCCUCAAGACUGACUCCCCUUGAUUUUAUCCAGUUUCUUUUUGUUUGUUUCCUUCCGGAAACAGACAUUGUAAACAGUCGAAUUUCCUCUUCACAAUUUGUCGGUGUACAUACCAAGUUACCAUGCAGAAAACUGAUAUAGUUAGAAAAUUUGGCACAUUCUGCACAAACAGAUAUGCGACGCAAUUGUCUUUGAAAGCAACCCCUUAAAAACGCAAUGUUCCAAACCUUGUCCUUCUGUACUUAAACGUACAGAUGUUUGACUUGUGCAUAAAAAUGCACCAAAGUCCAUUGAAAGCCUGGACCUUGGACAGUCAUUGAUGCAUGAAUUUAUUUGUGCAAAUUAAAUUGAGAAAUAGAGCGAGCUACCAUCAUUCUUUAGGAAGCAAACGGCUUUAUUUAUUACUUUACUGAAAGCAUCUCAGGCCAAACUAUAGCAGGAAGGCUUAACAUCGCUGACCUCUUCGAUCGAGAACGUGUUAACAGUAUCCCGAGGACAAACAUUGUAGACUAGAUAAUGCUUUUUCAUCUCAUAAUCUUAAUCACGUCAUGUUUAAUUCCCUAGCCAAAACACCCACCUGUCCUACAAAUAAACCAGCUGAAACCGAUCACUUAUAACUGACGAAGCGCGUGUGAUGUAAUCCGGCUUGCACUUGAUUUUUGUUAAAAGUGAUAAUUUUUGUGCAUGUUCUGUACGUUAUGUUUAGCACAGAACAUCACCGUCCCAAUACAGAAACUGCAUACUGUAUUUUGCUUCAAGUUUCUUUCACGCAGUUUUCCGAGCGAAUAAAUGGAUGCUGAUACUGCAGGUUCGGAAGCCCGCGUGGUUCGAUCGACGAUGGUGGUGUGAAGACUUUGCGGUACAAUUCGCUCUUCUAAGUAAGGUCGCAAUGUCUCAACAAUCCUCCCAGACGUCCAACUGCUCACUUGAGCCAAUAAUGUCCCAAGAGACGUUUGAUCAUGUCUUUUCCAAUGUCAUGGGUACUUUUGAAAAUCAACAAGACUUACACAGGAUUCAGACUGAAUGUCAGAUGGCACCAACGAUUAUACAACUAACAGAUGAGAAUAUACAUGAAAAUGUGCAGAUGACCCUGGACUGUGUUGGCCUCGUAAGACCUGAGGGUAAUGAAUUCCCCCUGUUAUUGCAAGACAACAGUUUUCGAUCAGAUCUCGUUGGACAAGAACUUACGCAUUUCAAACGGGAACCAGAGGAAAACCCAAUCAUCCCAUCGACAAUGGCCACUCCACCUCCAGAACAGCCCAUUCCGCAGCCAUUAAUAGUAUGCAAUACUGAUUUUCCUGGGAGUUAUGGUUUCGACCUUGGUUUCCAGGAAGAGAAAGGGCCUGUGACAAAGUCAGUGCAAUGGACUUAUUCGCCAUCCCUAAAGAAAUUAUUUGUGAAAAUGAGAUGUAUUGUACCUCUUAGAUUUAAACUGCAAGUUUUCCCACCUCCUGCAUCCGGUUUGUAUGUUCGAGUGGUGGUGAUAUACAGACAGCCAGACCAUUAUCGGGAAAUUGUAGAAAGAUGCCCCAAUCACAUCACCCAACACAAGGAUGGCCAUCAUGCUCCUAAGCAUAUUCUGAGAUGUGAAAAUCCAAGAACAAGUUAUGUGACCUGCCCAGAGACUGGAAGACACAGUAUAAUAAUUCCUUUGGACUCACCACAGGCUGGCAGUGACUUUGUGACCAAUAUGUUCCAAUUCAUGUGCUUCAGUUCAUGUCCUGGUGGUUUGAAUAGACGGCCCAUCAUUGUGGUUUUUACCCUGGAGUUAAAUAAUAUGGUAUUGGGACGGAAAGCCCAAGAUAUACGCAUAUGUGCCUGUCCAGGAAGAGAUAGGACUAUUGAAGAGAACGCAGAAUCUAAACGAAGGUCCAAUCAACCGGCAGCCACUUCUGUAAUUUCUCAAACUGCAAGUGUAACACCACCCCCAACCCCUCAGGUAUUAUCAGCCCCUCAUACCCCUCCAGAGGAGCCAACAACAUCCACUGGUGAAACAAGCCAUGUUCAAAUUCCAAAGUUAACCAAAAAGAGAUGUAAGUGUGGAGUUCCAUGUACAAUUCCAAAAGCACAUUCCAUCAUGUCAUCUGGGUUUGAAGUCAGGGCAUUGACUGUGGAUAGAAAUAGACUAAAGCGAAUACGGACUAAUGAAGAUGAGGAGAUUUUUACGAUACAGGUUAAAGGCCGUGAAAAAUAUGAAAUGUUACUGAAAAUCAAGGAAAGUCUUGACAUUAUGGACAUGGUUCCACAGGCUCAACUUGAUAAUUACAGGGCAAGCUGUCCACCUUGUGGGAGAAUGAGGAGUUCACAGAAUUCACAAAAUUCAGAUUCUCAAAACUCUUCAGAUUCUCAGCCAGAUGAACUGGAAGGUACUCCACCGGCUACACAACUGUCACGUUCGGACUCUGGCUCCUCAUACCAGUCUCCUACAUCCUCUCAGCACAGUUCUGGAGGAGGGACUGGGAUCAAUGCUGUGAGGUUUACUCUGAGAAGAACUGUCUCGUUAGACAAGAAGGGCUUCCAAUCAUAACUUGGUUGUUAUUUAGGAAUAUUCACAUCAUCAGAGCGGGUUUUUUUAUACUUAAAGUUGUUAGGUUCCAGUUUUUAAUAGACCUUGAUAUUUUGUGCUUACAGCGAGGACAAGGACCAUAACACUUGACAGUUUUUGGGCAUGUUUGCAUUGACUUACUUUUUUGUAAGAAUUAUGGCUCUUCAUUCAGCAUUUUUCACUGUUUGUGACGUGCUGGUCUUGUACAAUACAUAAUAGCCUCUUCCAGGUGUUCAGUUAGUUGGGCACAGUGAGAAAAACGGUGAGCAAAACCGGGAGAAGUGAGAGAAAGCAAAGGAACGUUUUCGCUUUUUCUCGCCAUGCUUCUCCCCCAUUUUUUUGCUCGCCAUUUUUUGCUGCACCCCAACUACUGUAACUGAACACCUGGAAGAGGCUAAAUAGUGUAACAAGCCUUGAGUUUAUUCCAUAGUGCCAAAAAAACAAGUAAAAUGUCAAGUGUUCAUAGUUCAAGUGUCAUUACUGGUAGUAAUAGUCACCAUCACUGAUGUCUCUAUAGCAACUGUUACUCGUGUCACCCAACAAUGUUUCUCUCGUUGUUUGACAACCUAAACAAUGACUGUGAAGAAGACACACGUUAAGGUAUUCCGUGGUGAUAUUUUAGAAUGUAACAAAUCAGAGACAGCUCUGUGAGAUGUUUAUUUUUCCAAGAGCUGUAAAGAAGAUUAGAUUAUUUUUAUAUUGUAAGUUUUUGCUACCGAGAAGCAUACUUCUAUAAUUUAUGUAAUAAUAAUUUGCUUAUAAUAGGUGCAGUUGAUAAUUAGAUUGUCUUGAGGUUAAUGCUGCAAUACAUUACUGAAGUGGUUCAGUUAAAAAUUAUUUCAGUGGGAGCUAAUUAUUUUUUUUUUUGACUCAUGGUAUGAUUUAAAAUUUUAAACUUGUAGAGGUACAGUCUGCCUUUCAUGAAACAUUGGUUUAACUUGGAGCAACUACGAUUUGUAGAAGACUAGUUGUCAAGACAAAGAUGUAGUUUUAUAUAGAUAACACACUUUCUGCAAAUGCCUGACAACUUUGGAAAGUUUAAAACUUCCCCCUCUCUCCCUGUGCUGUUAUUUUAGAGGGUUACCAAUGAUAUUCAUGCUGUGGUUUUUUAAACCUUAAAAUUGAGGAGGGUUUAAGGAGAAGUAGUUUACCUAUUUCAUCCUCCAAUUUGCUGGAAAAACCAAACUGGUAGAACUAGAUAUCUCAACAGUCUUUUUUUAACUAGCUCACUUGGAGUAGAAAAUGUUCUAAGAAUAUUAAAACACUGAGAUCGAGGGGAAAAAAAUGAAUGACACUCUUUCAAAGUUGAUUUUAGUUUCCUUCUGCAGUGCAGAAAAUCAUUCUAAAUUGCAUGUAGAUAAGAGAAUGUACCAUUUAUUUGGUUUGUUGUGUUUGCCAAGACCAGUUGUAGGUCAGACAUAUCAUAUGUAUAUAUAAUUGUAUAAUACAAUGGGUUGGUUUAUGUUGUUGUUAACAGUUAACAUAAAGUACAGUGCAAGGUGCUGCUGUUCAUGAAAUAAAUGCUAAGAUAUAAGACUUGUA
Orbicella faveolata is the source of this 4839-nucleotide messenger RNA. Its product is annotated as cellular tumor antigen p53-like. Gene Ontology annotation, cellular component: nucleus. Gene Ontology annotation, biological process: apoptotic process; protein tetramerization; regulation of transcription by RNA polymerase II. Gene Ontology annotation, molecular function: RNA polymerase II cis-regulatory region sequence-specific DNA binding; DNA-binding transcription factor activity, RNA polymerase II-specific. The record is from RefSeq and is a predicted model, not a curated record. Lineage: Eukaryota; Metazoa; Cnidaria; Anthozoa; Scleractinia; Merulinidae.